GAACUUCCGGGAUUGCGCAUGCGCUGAGCCUGGGGUCUGGCGGCUGCCUGGGCGCUAGACCCGCUAGCUCAUCCCGCGAGCCUUCUUGAUCUUGGCGGAGAUGCCCAGCCGGGGGGCGCGCCCGGAGGAAGGCGCUCGCCUGGUCCCUGCUGACAACUCUCCCCUGCUCAGGGAGGAUCUUAGCAGCAAGAAAUAUCAUCAACCUCAGAUGCGCAGUGGUUCACCAUCUCAGAAGAUACCGCCACUCUCCAUCCAGGGGCCCAUGACCCCUACUUUGGGAGUCAUUGUUUACGUCCAUCACGAAGACCUGUCAGUGCUGCUUUUGAAGCUCAAAUAUGUCCAUUUAUCACCGUGUACGCUCUUACUGUCUGUCCUAAGCCAGCCACUUCUUUUACUAUCAGGAACCCUGACAUUGUUAGGGGGAAAAGGAUGUCCUAAAGCUAAUUUCAUAGAGGCUUUGUGGACUCCACCCCCACCCCAGGCCAAAGCCAAAGACACUGGGAACUCCAAAUCCCAUCACCACCAAAGGGAAGGUGGCUGGGACCUGAAGGUGGGGUUAAGCAGCCAGGUUGGUAUAAAGCCAGACACGUGGGCUUGGGUGGUGGUCCCCCCAUUUUGGCGCUCCGCCAGCUAGCAGUGUCUGGCCAGCUCUGAGAGUGACUUUGGGUUUCCAUGUCGGCGGAUCAGGUAGGACGCAUUAAAGACUAUUUCCCUGUUUUCUCCCUGAGUUGUACAUUUUCCUUAUUUCCUUUUCCCUUGUAAAUAAACCUUUUAUUAACCUUUUGUGUGUGCCUGUAGUGAAGUAUUAAUAAGUCCCUUUUAAGCGCGCGGGUGAGGACCCAUAGCCAGGAACCCGUUCAAUAUCGGGGCUGCCCUAUAGCAACAUGACAUCUUUACUAGUUUCACGUCAGCCAUCCGUACCAUCCUCCAAAUUAUUCUCCACUCUAGCCAGAGAAGUGAUGCUAAAACACAUAUCUAAUUGUUAAAUAUGCUAAAACACAUACCUAGCCAGAGAAGUGAUGCUAAAACACGUAUCUAAUUGUCACUCCCCACCCACCCAUCGCACCCACCAGGAGGAAGGGAAGCCAAAUAUAAUAUAAAUCUUAAAUGUGUAAAUAGAUAAAGCCUUUAAGCAUGUGGAAAUGAGGAUGAUUCUUUUCGGAUAUUAGAUGUCCCAGUUCUACCAUAAUUCUAUCCCAAACGAACAAUGAUAUUUUGGGCAAAUCUAAUCCCCUCUGUGUCAAGGUAACCUUGUUUGAAUGAGAAUUAUAAAAUGAAUGAGACAGCACUGCUCAAACUAGUCUCAAAGAAUUUGUGAAAAUACCAUAUUGGGUUUUAAUUCAAUUUAGUCACCACAUUGACUCAGCUGGAGAGACAAGAACGGUACACACCUGGGUUGGGUGAGUUUUCAAACAACACACUGCCGACUUUGAUUACUAGGUAGUAAACAAUUUACACAGCUGUAAGACAGAUCCCUAAAUUUGGGAGGCUGGACAAAGAUUAUAAAAUCUGCUUUAGAGAUGCUAUUGAUACUAUGUAAUUAUUUGUGCUCCCAGAAAUACCCUUACAGAGAAGAGUUAAAAAUAAACUUUCCACUUAAUUGAGCCCUCUCCUACUAAUAAAGGGUGAUGUUCAACAGUGCCUGCCCCACACUGGUGUUUGAGAUACAAAGGGGACUAAAGCAAGGUGAGAAGUGAGGGAUGACUACCCCAGAAACAGGAAUUAGUACCAUUUACUUGUUGUGAAUGCCUGGCUGUGCCAUUCAUAUCAUGAAAAGAACUGGUAUUUGGGAGGGGUGGGAAAAGUAGCCCUCACAUCAUUCCAUGUACUGUUUUUUUAAAAGCUAGAAUAUAAUUUUAAAGAAAUCGGAAGACUAAUAAUGCUUUUGGUGAAUGUUGUCUGGUUUGGGUUUGUUUGUUUUUUUAAGGUAUAAAACUUAUUUAGUAGCUAUUGCCUUUGCAUGAAUGCUUACCAACACCAAACCCCCUGAGUGGAUUCAAUGGACUGUCUAAUACUUGACAAAUUUAAUCACUGUUUCCUCUUCCACCUUCCUCUCACCUCCAACCCCAUACAAAGAAUGUAUAUAUUCACGGAUUGCUCAUUUGGGCAGUAUGUGGUAACCCCUUAAUCCUAUUUCUAUAAUUAUAAAGUUCCUCAUGGAGCAUAUUUUGAAAACCUCUAAGACAUUUUUCUUUAUUU
Messenger RNA from Talpa occidentalis (Iberian mole), 2199 nucleotides. RefSeq names its product ASNSD1 upstream open reading frame (gene ASDURF). The record is from RefSeq and is a predicted model, not a curated record. Lineage: Eukaryota; Metazoa; Chordata; Mammalia; Eulipotyphla; Talpidae. The transcript is spliced from 2 exons. The coding region runs from base 101 to 634 and encodes 177 amino acids.